AUGUGGAAUAACACAAAACCUUCUUACUUUGUCUUGUUAGGACUAACUAAUGACCCUACCCUUCAGAUCUUCCUGUUUGCAUUAUUUUUACUGCUCUAUAUCAUGACUCUUCUGGCUAAUAUUGGCAUCAUGGCAGCCAUCAAAGCAGAUUCUCGACUACAUACACCCAUGUACUUUUUCAUAAAUAACCUUUCUUUCUUAGAUCUUUGUUAUUCCACUGUAAUUACACCAAAGACUUUAGCAACAUUAUUGUCAGUUACCAAGUCCAUUACUUUCUUGGAGUGUGUCAUGCAGAUGUAUUUCUUUGGUGCUUCUGUUAGUCUUGAGUGUUUCUUGCUAGGGAUAAUGGCAUAUGACCGCUAUAUUGCUAUUUGUAACCCUCUAUUGUACAUGAUGGUUAUGAACAAGAUGUUUACCAGACAGCUCAUAGGAUUUGCCUACCUUGGAGGGUAUCUCAAUGCAACAAUUCAUACUUCUUGUACUUUUCAUCUGCCAUUCUGCAGAAGUAACAUAAUAGACCAUUUUUAUUGUGAUGUCCCCCCUCUUUUAAAGCUGUCCUGUGUAGAUACUACUAUGAAUGAACUUUUGAUGUUCAUCUUUGGAGGGCUUGCUGAAUUUAGUUCGCUCACAACAAUUGUGGUAUCCUAUAGUUAUAUUAUUUCUGCUAUAAUGCAUAUCCAAUCCCAUCAGGGCAGGAAGAAAGCAUUUUCAACUUGUACAUCUCACCUAAUGACAGUUAGUUUGUUCUAUAGUACCAUUGUCUUCAUGUACAUGCGACCAUCCACUAGUUACUUUAUGAGCCAGGAUAGAGUGGCUUCAGUAUUUUACACCAUGAUCAUUCCUAUGCUAAAUCCACUGAUCUAUAGUUUACGAAACAAGGAGGUUGCAAGAUCAUUGAUGAAAAUUAGAGAAAAACAUAUAGCAAAGAUAUUAUAA
This is a messenger RNA of Staurois parvus, 936 nucleotides long. Lineage: Eukaryota; Metazoa; Chordata; Amphibia; Anura; Ranidae. The record is from the annotation of a GenBank genome assembly.